GUCACUCUAUAAAGCAGUUGCUCAUUUGGCAUGGUCUGUACGCGUAAAAAAGAAUAAGCAUGUUUCGUACACUCUUAUUUACUUGUGCGAUAUGUGUCGUGUGUGUUGUUGCAUCAAAUGUUCACUUACACCCUCUAUCUGAUGAGUUCAUCGAAUCAAUUAACUUUAAUCAAAAUACUUGGAUCGCCGGCCGCAACUUUCCUAAGAAAACACCACUAAAAUAUAUUUACAAUCUCAUGGGCACUCUCAGUGAUAGUCGCAUGGAUAACCUACCCCAAAGAAACUAUACUUUUUCAAGGAAGACAAAAUAUCCAAACCAAUUUGACGCUCGAGAGCAUUGGAAAAAUUGUCCAACUUUAAAAGACAUCAGAGAUCAAGGUGGUUGCGGCAGCUGCUGGGCCGUAGCAGCCGUGUCAGCCAUGACCGAUCGCAUGUGCAUCCUAUCCAAAGGAAAGGAGCAUUUCUACUUUUCCAUUAAAGAUGUCCUCAGUUGCUGUAAAUAUUGUGGUAAUGGUUGUGAGGGUGGAGUAUUGACAAGGGCCUGGAUAUAUUAUAAAAAUGUUGGUAUCGUAUCAGGAGGCAGUUAUAAAUCAAAACAAGGCUGCCAGCCUUACACAAUACCUCCUUGUAACCACCUGGUUUGGGGAGAAAUAGAACAAUGUAAAAAUAUUCCAAUGACACCAAAAUGUAAAAAUAUUCCAGUAAUACCAGAACAAUGUAAAUAUAUUCCAAUAACACCAAAAUGUGAAAAAAAAUGUAAUAAGAAUUAUAAAGUGUGCUAUAUCAAAGACAGACAUCGUGGUAAAAGUGUUUACGUAGUUAAAAAGAGUGAAAUCAUUAAAGAAAUUUAUGAAUACGGACCAGUCACUAGUUCUUUUACAGUAUAUGAGGAUUUCCUGAAUUACAAAGAAGGUAUUUACAAUUACACGUCGGGUCAAAAAUUAGGCUUACAUUCUGUGAAAAUCAUCGGCUGGGGUGAAGAGCGUGGCAUUAAGUACUGGCUAGCGGCGAACUCGUUUAACACUGACUGGGGAGACAACGGUUUCUUCAAAAUCAUAAGGGAAGGCGUCGGAAGUUGCGGUAUAAGCGAUAAUGUCGUAGCAGGAAGAUAAGAUAUUUAGUUAAUUUUUUAAGGCAAAAAAUAUUUUUUUAGCUAUAUUUUUUCUAAUAUACAACUCGGCAUUAAAACCUGUGAGUGAAUAAUCACCCCUAUUUUUAAUAGAAAAUAUAUUUAUACAGUCUAUUACAGGGUAUCAUUUAGUCUUUAUUUUAUUAGAAUCGGUAUACUUUAUCAAAAGUCAUUGCAAUGAAAUAAAGAAAGAUAAUCUUUUGUUUUCACCAAAUGAAUACGGGACCAUUUCGCCAAAUAACUGAUUCAAACAAAAGAAGAAUCAUCAAAAUCUGUACACGCAUCUCGAUCAGAUAUGCGCGAACAACAAUAAAAAAAUCAUCAAGUUGGUUAAAAGCUAACAUUAAGUAAAAUAUUAUUUGUCAGUCAAUAAUUAUACAGUUCGAGCCAUUUUUUUUAAGAAAAAUAUUUUUGUGUAUGAAAAUAAACACAUUUUUGUCGAC
Chilo suppressalis (striped riceborer) is the source of this 1572-nucleotide messenger RNA. The record is from the annotation of a GenBank genome assembly. Lineage: Eukaryota; Metazoa; Arthropoda; Insecta; Lepidoptera; Crambidae.